CCCCAAAUUCAAAAUAUUCGACCGUUUAAGAUCCCUAACGUUAAACUCCUCCGCUCCACCGACUAGCCUCUCCCGAAGACAUUGAGACAUUCUCCUGAUAUCAUUCUCUCUCCUUUACCAAUAAAAAGGUUUCCGAUCCUAGAUUCCAGAGAGAUUAUAUAUCCGAUUCUGGUCGUGAAGUGAAUUCUCGAUGGCGGUCACCGAGGAAUCGUUGACAGACGGUGGAAUCAUGAUCGAUGAGACCUAUGAGUUCUCGGCGCCUCGGUUCUUUGACUUCGUUAAAGGAGAGACGAACGAGGAUACUCGCAAAGCAGAGCUCUGGUUCGACAACGCCCUCAGCUACGCGCCUUCACCUUUUAUGUCUAGAAUCAAGACAACUAGAAGAUCAGUUAAGGUUGAUACAUUGUGCGACUUUAGCGAAGCAGACCAAAUGCAGAAGGUCUCAGAAUCAUCGGAUGCAGCAGCAACUGAGUAUCCCUCAGAGAUUAAGCUUCAAUCCAAUGACAAAACCACUGAAAGUAAGGGAGAAGAGGUGAUCCGGAAGGAGCCAAAGGAAGAAAACGAGAAAAACCUUGAUGUUGAGAUUUCUGCCGUUAAGGAGGUUGCAUGUGUAGGAGAAUGUAAAGGGGAGGCAGCUAAUGAAAAGAUAAAUUCGGGAGGUCAAGUGGGAACUGAAGCAUGCACCCCUAGACCAACAGUGACUUCUCGAAAGGGAGAACUUCAAGCCACUGAUUCCAAGAAGCACCAAACGGCUAGAAAGAUAGCUAGUUUGGUUCAGAAUCCAUCUGCAUUGAAGGCGAAAACUCAGUUGCAGUCUAAAGUUAAGAGUGCCAAGACAUCCAGUGUGACGAGGUGGGACACAAAUGGGAAGAAAACUACGGGGACUCCCAGUUUGUUGGCUCAAGAUAACCAGGCUAUUAAGCGGCAGAAGCUGGAAGGAGGUAGAUCUAGACAGAUCCUUACUGUUAAACCACCCCAGAAUCUGCCCCACAAAUCAAAAUUGGGUCUUACAAGUAGCAGUUUAGGCUUAUGCUAUGCAGUUGGUAAUAAAAUGAACAAAGAGGACAGAAAGGUUUAUGUUCGGGAACCAGCUGCACCAUUUGUUUCCAUGGCAGAGAUGAUGCAGAAGUUUCAAUCAAGUACUAGAGACUUGUCAUUGCCAUACACUAAUCGCUUUCUUUCACAUGAUGAUACCGGUUCUGUUAUCCAGAGCAAGCCUACUCUCUCUUUGACAAGACCUAAAGAACCUGAACUUGAAACUGCUCAGCGUAUCCGUCUUGUAAAGGUAAAAAGCACUGCAGAGUUGGAAGAAGAGAUGAUGGCUAAAAUCCCCAAGUUUAAAGCUCGACCAUUAAACAAGAAGAUUCUAGAAGCGCCAACAUUACCUGUAUUACCAAGAAGUACACCACAGCCAACACAGUUUCAAGAAUUCCACUUCAUGAGAAUGUCAAAGGCGAAAGACAAGGAAGAAACAGCUUCAGUAGCCUCAUCAAGACUGUCUCAUCAGACUAAUCAGUGGAAACCUCAUCAAAAGGAUCCUAAAAGUCCAGUUCUUCAAACGUCACUGAGGGCCCGUCCUCCCAAGGUGAAAAGUUCUUUUGAACUUGAGCAAGAGGAACUUGAAAAGGUUCCAAAGUUUAAGGCAAGACCUUUGAAUAAGAAGAUAUUUGAAAGCAAAGGGGAGAUGGGAAUUUUCUGCAAUGAGAAAAAACACGUAACAAUACCUCAAGAAUUUCAUUUUGCUACGAAUGAGAGGAUUCCACCGGCAGCUGCAGUAAAUGAUUUGUUUGAUAAGCUAUCGUUGAAUUCUGAACCUUGCAAUGACAAACCAUUGCCUAGAAAUACAACACCCAAUCCAUUCCACCUUCACACAGAGGAAAGAGGCAUUCAGAAAGAGAGGAAAUUGGUGACAGAAAUUAUGCAGAAGCAGUUGGAAGAUGAAAGAGCAAGGAUUCCCAGGGCUUACCCUUAUCCCUAUACCACUGACUAUCCUGUGAUUCCACCGAAACCUGAGCCCAAGCAAUGCACAAAACCAGAGCCUUUCCAGCUGGAGAGUCUGGUUAGGCAUGAGGAGGAAAUGCAAAGGGAAGCAGAAGAAAGGAGGAGGAAGGAGGAAGAAGAGGCCAAAUUGAGGAUAUUUAAGGCACAGCCUGUCCUCAAAGAGGACCCCAUCCCUUUGCCUGAAAAAGUGCGCAAACCUCUUACGCAAGUACACGAAGUUAAUCUCCAUGUAGACCACAGGGCUGAGGAUAGAGCAGAAUUCGAUCAUAAGGUCAAGGAGAAAGAGAUGAUAUAUAAGAGAUACAGAGAAGAGAGUGAAGCUGCAAAGAUGAUUGAGGAAGAGAAGGCAUUGAAACAGUUGAGAAGGACAAUGGUUCCACAUGCAAGGCCUAUGCCUAGUUUUGAUAAUCCAUUCUGUCCACAGAAGGCUUGCAAAGAACCAACAAAGCCCAAGUCACCAAAAUUGCGCGUCACGAAAAGGAAAGAAAAGCGAAGAGUAAUCAGCACUGUCGCUGCAGUUUCUAGUGCUGCUUCUAAUAUGAGGUGAUGAUCGACAGUUGGGGUGGCUGAAGUUGUUCAGUUCAAGAACUCUCUUGAACUGUUGAACGUCCCUGUAGAAAUAUUAUGUACUCCAUUUUAAUAUAGUUUCAGCAAAUGUGACAGUGCCCAACACAUCAUGUAGAGGUCUUGGUUAAAGUGACCAUGAAUUUCACUGCAACAAGAUCACAAUCUUCGGUUUUUUUGGUAUA
Molecule: messenger RNA, 2750 nt
Organism: Tripterygium wilfordii
Lineage: Eukaryota; Viridiplantae; Streptophyta; Magnoliopsida; Celastrales; Celastraceae
Product: protein TPX2-like
Exons: 19
Coding region: 191-2548 (785 amino acids)
Biological process (GO): activation of protein kinase activity; mitotic spindle assembly; regulation of mitotic spindle organization
Cellular component (GO): nuclear microtubule; mitotic spindle
Molecular function (GO): protein kinase activator activity; microtubule binding
Source: RefSeq, a predicted model, not a curated record